Messenger RNA from Hibiscus syriacus, 525 nucleotides. Its product is annotated as receptor-like kinase TMK3. Gene Ontology annotation, molecular function: protein kinase activity. Gene Ontology annotation, biological process: protein phosphorylation. The record is from RefSeq and is a predicted model, not a curated record. Bases 1 to 525 code for a protein of 174 amino acids. Lineage: Eukaryota; Viridiplantae; Streptophyta; Magnoliopsida; Malvales; Malvaceae. The transcript has a single exon.
AUGACGGGAAUAGUAACAGUCUACUUGAUUUCCAUGAUGAGUUAUGAGUCACUCAUUCGUGCCGCGCCUCCUUGGGUUUGGAUGUCGGCAGGGACUCAUUCAAGAGCCAUGACGGUGCACGCUUCGGCUUCUACGAUUCGAGCUUCUUCGGCGUUGACGACGUCCAUAAUCACCCCGCCUCGGAGCAUUUACGCAAGCCCAACAGAGAUAUUGAAUGGAAAUGGGACGGUUUACAAAGGGGAGUUGCACGAUAGGACGAAGAUUGUCAUGAAAAGGAUGGGACCUGGUGCCGUGAGUGCGAAAGGUUUGGCCAUAUUUAAGUUAGAGAUUACGGUUUUUACUAAGGUUCGUCACCACCAUUUGGUUGCAAAUAUUGGAUAUUGUUUGGAUGGAAACAAGAGGCUUAUUGUUUAUGAAUACAUGCCUCAAGGGACCCUUAGCAGGCACCUAUUCAAUUGGAAGGACGAAGGGUUAAAACCACUCGACUGGACCUGGCGACUUACAAUUACCUUAGACGUGGCUUGA